Lentinula edodes (shiitake mushroom) is the source of this 336-nucleotide messenger RNA. RefSeq lists its product as uncharacterized. Bases 1 to 336 code for a protein of 111 amino acids. The transcript has a single exon. The record is from RefSeq and is a predicted model, not a curated record. Lineage: Eukaryota; Fungi; Basidiomycota; Agaricomycetes; Agaricales; Omphalotaceae.
AUGGGUCGUGAUGCCUUCUGGCACCUGCAUGACCUUAUUGCUGCUGAUGCAGCUUUCCAAUCCACAGCGAAUCGUCCUCAACGCCCUGUCCACUAUCAGCUGGCCACAUUCCUAUGCAGAGUUGGGGCUGAAACGGCGUUGAAGACAGCUAGUGUAAUGGCAGUUGCUGAGGGAUCUGUAUACAACUAUGUACAGCAUGUCAUUGGUGCAAUACAUCAUUUAUGGUCCAAUUACCUUGCAUGGCCUGGAGAAGCUCGAAGACACUUCAUUUCCGAGAAGUUUGCUGAGCAAGGAUUUCCAGGCUGUCUCGGGACAACAGAUGGUUCAGACUCAUGA